Trypanosoma conorhini is the source of this 3723-nucleotide messenger RNA. Its product is annotated as ARM repeat-containing protein. NCBI's taxonomy places the organism in Eukaryota, Euglenozoa, Kinetoplastea, Trypanosomatida, Trypanosomatidae. Gene Ontology annotation, cellular component: exon-exon junction complex; cytoplasm. The transcript has a single exon. Gene Ontology annotation, biological process: nuclear-transcribed mRNA catabolic process, nonsense-mediated decay. The record is from RefSeq and is a predicted model, not a curated record. The coding region runs from base 1 to 3723 and encodes 1240 amino acids.
AUGGCAGUGUUCCUGCUUGGCCCAGUGGGGACUCGCUUGACGUUCAACGCCACUACCAAGGUGGUGGGACCGGUGGAGACUGCUCUGGCGCACCAGGCAGAGGAGGCAAGCUGGACAAGGUUGUGCGAGGUCCGCAAGCCUCCAGCAGCAAAUUACACCAAUGAUGCGGAAAAAAGACAUUUCGCUGGGAUCGUCUUGGCUACUGCGAAGACGGGGCUUAAGGCUUACACGCAACGUAAAGCAGAGGUGGAGAAGUGGUGGCUGGCCUUAAAUGACCCGGCCGAACUCCGUGGAAAAAGCGUACGUUUGAACGCGGAGGAGGCACGUUUUCGUUUGUUUCAGCAGCACGUGGAAAGAUUGUAUGUGGUGUGUGAUAACCUGCUUGGCAUGCUGGGGUUUCUCGCCCCGUUGCCCAUUGAUCUCUCGAUUGUUGAGCAAAAGGAGGAGGUGGAGGCUGUGCGGGUUUUAGUGACUCAAAAAUUUCGCCCCAUUCUGGGGGCGGAGACGGUGAAUCGUUUUGGGAACGAUGAGCAGCGGGCAUUUUACGAGUACGUCCCAGAGAUCGAGGCAUUGGCGGAUGGCGCACUCCUUUCGUUGCUGGCUACCGAGAAGGCGAACUGGGAUUUGUUCUCGCGCCACAGCAGAGGCUGCGGCGGGGCGACGGCAUCGCCGUCAGUGUCGGCUUUGCCGGCCGCGAGUCUUGGCGACGGCGGCGACAGUGAGGAGGACUUGCUGCACGGCGACGGUGGCGGCGACGACGACGACGAACUGGAGGGCAGCAGGUGCCAAACUCGCCCCGAGGCCGCGACGUUAGUGAGGCGUCGGCGACUGCGACUGGCGAAGUUGGCUGUCCCCGCGGCCCUGUUUGACGACUACGCAGCAGUAUUGAGUCUGCUGGAGGAACUUGACCGCUGCACCACCGCCGCUGCGAUGGAUGACUGGUGCGAACGGUUUGCCGGAGAGGCACUUCGGCCGCUCCGUCGGUCGCCGGGGAACGUCGUUGGGGCUCCACUCUUCUUUACAAACUGCCGGAUAUUAUUGACGCUGGAGCUGCGCCACUUUCCGCGCUUCCGGCACCCUGCAAAACUUCCGUUAACGGCCCGCUGCGCCGCCAUCUUUCACCAGUACUUUCCUGAUGUUGGAGGCUACCUUGGCGGCGGGCUGGAGGCGCAAUGGAGACGGGAGUUUAACGCCGCCUCCACCACGACAAGAGAGGCAGCUAUCGCAGGCGGCGUAUGCAGCGACGCGGUGUUGCAGCGUCGUUGGACUUCCACCGUGCGGUACUUGUGUGAGUUGAUGAAGUUUGCAACUAUUCCACCGGGACGGGUGCUGAGCGUUUUGAGCGUCGCGAUGGAAGACCUGAAGCAGCCCUGCAGUGCCGCAGCCAUCGCUGCUGUCAUGGAGCACGGGGGUCUUUUUUUGCUUCGCAACCACGCAACACGUCGAACGGCGGAGAAGCUUGUUAACAAACUUAAGCACAUGGUGGCAGAGGAGGAAAUCGGCGAGGAGUGCUCGCGCACUAUCACGCAGGCGUUUGCUCUGUUGCAAUCAGCCCCCCCUGCCUGCGUUGUGAGUUGCCGUUCUGCUCCGGAAGAGCAGAGCCCAAUGGCGAAGUAUGUGCAGUAUCUGCUGCAAAAACUCCUUACCCCGACGACGUAUAACUUCGUGCGUACGGAGCUGCUUAAGAUGCCGUGGGACAAUGUUGAGAGUCGGGACAUGCUCACCCGCGCACUGCGCGCCGCACCCAAGGUGAGUUGGGACGCCAUACCAUUUCUGGCUGAGUUCCUGGUCGAGCUCGCCCGAGGAAGCUAUAUCGAGGUGGUGCAGCGUAUUUUGCACGAGAUCGUGGAGGACAUACGGCGUGACUUGGAGGUCGGCGCCGCGCCCACAGAACGCGCCCAUGGCGACGCGAUAAAUCACCGGAUGAACUCUGGGUUUUGCCUCGCCUACCGUCCGCUGCAGUGGCGCCUGGUUGACUGUUUUUAUCUCGCCAACCUCUACCGUCUUCGGCUGGUUUCUUUCCGUCUCGUCGUCCACGUGUUGCAGCUGAUGUUGCUAUACUUUCCUUGUGCCACAGCUCACGGCAACGACCACAGCCGUCUGCAGUGCUCGGUUGCUCUGCUUUGGGAGUGCCUCCCGUUCCUCCCUUGGAUCUCCAACUCACGUGCGGGUGGCCUCACUGGGGGACGCUCGCGGGCGUCGCGGACCAUGGAGCGCCUUGACAGUUUGCAUCAGCUCUUGCGAAAGCUCAUGUCUCUGCUAUUUCUCCACCGGUUUAGCCUUUCAGGGCCCCUGUCGCUGCAACUGCAACUUCGCCUCAAGGAGCUUGUGCAGCAGCUUGACAAUAACAUGCGCUCUGACGCGGCCCAGCGGGAGGCAUGGGUGCGGCUCUGCGGCCAGGAGCAGUCGCAAGAGUUGGGGCCGAAGGAAGUAACGGCGGAGGAUCCACAAACCAGCGGCCCUCAAGAGGAGGGAGCGCCAUCGCAGAUGUUGAGGCUCCCGGAGACGCUGGCAGAUGCCGAGGCAUACGCCAAGGCUGUAGCGGAAGAGGCUGUGCAUCCUGCCAAUGCGUGGUAUGAAAAAGCCCAUGAGGUCUUCAAAGCCUGUCAGGCCGCUGGGCCUUCGUUUCGCCUCUUUCGCGUAGGCGACCAAAAUGAGCCACUGACACCUGCGGCGGAGUCUGUGGACACUCACGGCGCCGGGACGGAGGACGCCAUAGCCGCAUCGAUGGAUUUCCUUCCCGAAGAGUUGGAGCAUGCAGACGAGGCUUCCACCGAAUCUGGCGCUGAGACAGAGGAGGAUGAAAAUUCCGCGCAUCAGACCGCCACCAGCGGCACUCGCAGCAGUAUAGGAACUAUCAGCAGUUCUACCUCCUACUACUACGAGAGCGGUAGCGAGAGCGACAGCAGCGGCGAAGAUAUCAUCACGUCAGCCACCUCCUCUGCUUCUCUGUCGGAGGCAACCUCCGCAGACGACGAGGACGACGACGACGACGACGAGGAGGAGGACGAGGAAGAGGAAGAGGAAGAGGAAGAGGAAGAGGAAGAGGAAGAGGAGGAAGAGGACGACGACGAAAGUGAUGAGGAAGAUGUGGAGGAGGAAGUCAAGGAAGGCGAUAUGUUUGCUGCAGCAGAAGCGCUGCGACUUCGGCUUGAAGAAGCCGAUCUUGACGCCCAGCUGUGCAACCUCAUGUCGGAAAACCCCAGAGAGGCCAUGGGAAAUGCCGCCGCCGCCGCCGCCGCCGCGGUAGCGCGGGGCAUGGCUGCGGAACGUCUCAUGGAGCAGGACCUGGCGAUGGGCAUGCGAAUGCAUCGCCAGCACCAGCGUCACUGCGUGCAAAAUACUCGCCUAACGUCUGCAGCUGAAACGCAGGAAGAGGAACCGGCGCAGGCGGUGUGUUUCACGCUGCUGCGGCGCCCUCCGCUUAACAGUUCGGCUACUGGAAAGGCAGGGGGCGCGGGCGUGGCUGCUGCUGCUGCUGCGGCUGCUGCCACCGCUAUGACUCCUUCCACUGCGGCGGUUGCGUCAGGAAACGUGGUGAGCAAGAAUAACUUCGCCGUUCUUAGCGUUCCCCGUGACGCAGAAUUUGCCAAGAAUGCUAUGGUGUCACAAGAGCAUUAUCGAGAGCAGCAAGAAGAGCUGCGUGAGAUCACUCGGCGCAUCAAUCGCAUGCAAGAAGAAGAGACGAGUGCCCACGCUCUGAAGCCAAGAGUCUCGAGGUAG